This is a messenger RNA of Cuscuta epithymum, 1629 nucleotides long. The record is from the annotation of a GenBank genome assembly. Lineage: Eukaryota; Viridiplantae; Streptophyta; Magnoliopsida; Solanales; Convolvulaceae.
CGCAACCAAACAUCAUUCCAUAAAGUGGAGAGAACAGCAGUUCUGGCCGCUUCACGAGUAUCUAGACACUCUAAUAUUAUGUGCUUUACAUCUUCUGGCAGUUGACUUAUUAAAUCCGACGUAGUUCUGCUUCGAAGAGGAGGAUGAAUAGCCAUUAGAUCAAAAGCAGCCUAGAAUUAUUCAUUCUCACAGUUUGAAUCCAUCAAGCUUCACACCUCAAGCCUUGGUAGCACACCCUAGCCUAUCGAAUCGAUCAAGGUCUUUCCAUCGACCAAACCUUUGUUCGUCAAUUCCAUCACCGGCGAAGAUAUGAGCUUCCUUCGUCACUUCUCUUACCGGCGAAGAUGUAGGCGUGGCACUCCAUCUCGAUUUUUCAUCUCUAUCAGGAAGUCUCUUUUCGCCUGACAAGUUUGGAUUGUGGGGUUCAAAGAUAAGGAAUCAAAUCCAUCAAAUUGGUAAUCUUAGUUUCACUUCAGAGAUGGAAACCAAAGAUUUCAAGAAUGGGUUCACAUUAGGACAUGGAUCUGACAUUUUAAAAUCCAAAAUCAACCCAAAUGAGAUGAAGAACCUGUUCAUCUUGGGAUCCUGUCAUGCAAGGAGAUAAUGCCAUUGCACAUAAGGUUGAUGGACCUACUGUAAUUGGAAUGAAUAAAAGAAAGAUUGAUGAUACAUUUGCAGAUUAUACUGCAAUUCAAGGGCCCAAGGAAAUCCACUCAAGUGUCCAGACCAGGAGAGGGAGGGAAGCAGAAGGCGAUGAGCGAACUAAAAGCAAUCGCCUCUGGAGGAAGUGGGGUGGAACCUGCAGGAGAUGAAGAAGAAUAUGCAGUGUUCUUAGACAAGCUAAACAAGUUCCCAAUGGGGUUUGGUUUAACACUAGAAGGAGCUGCAGCCGAUAUAAAAGACAACAAUGUUUGGAGCAAAAUUUACACCCUUAAGAUGGAGCAUGAGUUGGAAAUAGAACAACCAGUGAAGUCUGGUGUUUUGAGGGCCAUUAAUUUUGACAAGAAAUCAACCUCGGAUGCUGCUCUACUUCAUUUUUUUUAUUGGUGUAAACAUGGGCUAAGUUGUUGAAAGCAUUUUGCGCAAGCGUGAAGCUGGAACUGAUAUACAAAGUCCAAGUGCAGUGCUAUGAGGACGCUAAGCUGAUGAAAUUGUUCCCUGAAAACAUAAGGUUACUUUAUGACCAGGAUAUCCUUGCUGAAGACACCAUCCUUCCUUGGUUCCACAUGCAAAAGAACAACUCCCAAGGGCAGACAAUCAUUUGUGAAGUCGCCGGAGCCCUUCGUGAAGUGGCUAGAGGAGGCUGAGGAAGAGGAGUCAGUAACCACUCCGGCAUUGUAGACUGGCAGACGACUGUGUAUCACACUCUCACAGAGUCACAGUGUUUCCACUGAUGCAAUGUUUUUCCUAGAUUUAUAGUUCUUUUAAUUUGUUUUAUUUUUCCAUCGCAAUGUGCUAUGCUCAUCUCAGGUGAUAUUAUUAAGAUGCUUGUGGUAGUGUUACGUAUACAUUUUUUCUGUUCAGCUGUUGUGAAUUUGUUAUAAGACUGUGUUUGUAGUGGCACAUAAUAAUCCACGUAGGACGUGUUACCUAAAAAUCAACACAAGAAACAUCUUUUAUCAUUUCGAG